AUGGUUGUUGCUUCCUUGUUGCGCCUCCCCCAGCCGGGAGUGCGUUCUAUAAGCUAUCUCUAUAAGGCACAAUCCAACUCUGUCAGGAGCCAUGUUUGCUCAAAGAGCUUACAGCUCCAUAUCCAACGGGCUCAGUGCUUUUCAACCUCACCCUCCAAUUGGCAGAACGAAGCCCUAGACCGAACCCGGAAUAUUGGUAUCAUUGCUCACAUUGAUGCUGGUAAAACCACGACUACAGAGCGCAUGCUCUUCUACAGUGGCGCCACGCGACGAAUUGGCGAUGUGGAUGAAGGGUCAACUGUAACUGACUUCCUGCCCGCGGAACGUGCUCGUGGUAUUACGAUCCAGUCGGCUGCCAUUACCUUCCAUUGGCCUCCCGGAGAUGGAGCCAAGGGAGCCAGCACUCAAGAUCCGUCCUUGCCGCGGUCUACAACCUCACAUACCAUCAAUUUGAUUGAUACUCCUGGUCAUGCAGACUUCACAUUUGAGGUUAUGCGAUCUUUGCGUAUUUUGGACGGUGCUGUUUGCAUCUUGGAUGCUGUGGCUGGCGUCGAGGCCCAGACGGAACAGGUUUGGCGACAAGCAAGUACAUAUAAGAUUCCCCGGGUGAUCUUUGUGAACAAGCUGGACCGUGAUGGCGCAGCUUUUGGUCGAACAGUUCGUGAAGUUAGCUCGCGGCUGGCGGUAUACCCGGCAGUCUGUCAGAUUCCUUGGUUCCAAGGAGGUAAUGGAGGUUUCAUUGGUGUGGCAGAUGCAAUAAACCUUCAAGGGCUACGGUGGAAGGAAGGAGAGGAUGGUCGUAAUGUUAAAAUGCUUAGCCUUGACCAAUUGGAGAAAGAAGAGCCGUCUCUAGCACAAGAGCUCCGGCGGGCACGGAUUGCUCUGGUUGAACUCUUGAGUGAGCAGGAUGAGAACAUCGUGGAGAAAUUUUUCGAAUGCGAAGAAGACCACCUAGCAGUUCCACCAGCUUAUAUAGUCCAAAGUCUUCGACAAUGCUUGCUUGACCCAACAAGUCGGAUCUUUCCCGUCUUUGCAGGUGCCAGUUUUCGAAAUAUGGGCGUCCAACCGUUGAUGGACGCCGUGGUCAACCUUCUCCCCAGCCCUCCUGAGGCGCCAGACCCGGAAGUCAGUAUCGAUGGCGUCAAAGGCGGUCUUCGCCGCCUAAUAUCCGGCGACUUAAUCGUGGAGCAGAACGAGAAAGCCUCUACUCCAGUCAAGGGCAAGAAAAAGAAGAGGGUCGCUGCUAAGGUGGACCCUAAGGAUGCAAUCUCCAAACUAAAUAGCUGCGCACUGGCAUUCAAAGUGGUCAACGACCACAAGCGUGGUGUACUGGUCUACGUACGAGUGUAUUCCGGGUCGCUUGAUCGCAACAGUUUGCUCUUCAAUACGAAUCUUCAUAUUUCAGAACGGGCACCCCGCUUGCUUAAGAUGCACGCCAAUGAUGCAGUUGAAGUGGAAUCAAUUCCCGCUGGUCAUAUUGGUGUCGUUGUCGGCCUUAGGUAUGCCCGUACUGGUGACACCUUGCUAUCUUAUGCAGGAAACAAGCCCACACCUCCAGAGCCAUUGACAACCCUUCAACUGCGUCCAAUAGAUGUGCCUCCGCCUGUGUUCUUCACCAGCGUUGAACCACAUAGCCUCAGCGAGGAGAAGCAGAUGCAAGAGUCACUUGCACUUCUCCUACGCGAGGACCCUAGUUUGCACGUCAGUACAGACGAUGAAUCGGGCCAGACACUACUGAGCGGUAUGGGCGAGCUGCAUCUCGAGAUCGCGCGUGAUCGUCUAAUCAACGAUCUCAAGGCGAAAGCGUCCAUGGGUCGUAUCGAGAUAGGAUAUCGAGAGACUGGACUCGGUACCUCCGCUGCCAUCACGAAGAUUUUCGACAAAGAAGUCGCCGGCCGCAAAGGCAAAGCUGGCUGCACUGCAAUGGUGGAACCGUUUAAUGGCGAAGAAGCUGCCGAUGUUGCGGAUGAAGAGACAAUUCUCGCAGAGACUAUUGAUGGGAAUCAAGUUAUCAUUCGCGCCCCCGGCUUGCAAGUGGACCAAUAUGCCCGGUCUGACGAGAAGACAAGCCCGCUUCUGCCUCCUGGCAUGGACUCCAUGGCUCUCUGCGAAGCUCUGCAAAAUGGCGCACUGGCUGCACUUGCCCGCGGACCACAAUUCGCAUUCCCCGUGCAUAACACCCGUGUAACUCUUACUAUUAACCCGACUGAAGAUCUCUUCGGUAGCGACACCACAACAUUUGCUCUUUCAGCCGCAGCACGCCAAGCCACAUCUUCCGCGCUUCUGGACCUUGUCACGGGUCCUGGAACGGUCAUGAUGGAACCAGUUAUGAAUGUCAUCAUCAGUGUUGACGAAGCAAGCCUCGGUUCUGUCGUUCAUGACAUUUCCUCUUCUCGCGGCGGGCAUAUUCUUUCGCUCGAUGAUGAAGUACCCACGGAUGUCAUAGUUGAUGACUCGCUGCCUCCCAUCGAUCCUAAGCGAGUAUAUGCACCCCCCGAUCCAUUUGAGACUGCCUCCGUUGGAGUUGAGAUUCCCGUCUCCGUGUCACAACAACGCACAAUUACUGCCAAGGUGCCCCUUAAGGAGAUGGUUGGGUAUUUGAAGCAUCUGCGAAGCCUCACUGCUGGGCGUGGCACAUUCGUCAUGAGUGUUGAUCAGUUUGAAAACAUGUCUGCUCCAAGACAGAAAGCUGCGCUGGCAGAGCUUCGCGGUAUAUUCUAA
Messenger RNA from Penicillium taxi, 2721 nucleotides. RefSeq names its product mitochondrial elongation factor MEF2. The record is from RefSeq and is a predicted model, not a curated record. The coding region runs from base 1 to 2721 and encodes 906 amino acids. Gene Ontology annotation, cellular component: mitochondrion. Gene Ontology annotation, molecular function: GTP binding; GTPase activity. Gene Ontology annotation, biological process: ribosome disassembly; mitochondrial translation. The transcript has a single exon. NCBI's taxonomy places the organism in Eukaryota, Fungi, Ascomycota, Eurotiomycetes, Eurotiales, Aspergillaceae.